This is a messenger RNA of Ilex paraguariensis (yerba mate), 1716 nucleotides long. Lineage: Eukaryota; Viridiplantae; Streptophyta; Magnoliopsida; Aquifoliales; Aquifoliaceae. The record is from the annotation of a GenBank genome assembly.
AUGUGUGACAGAUUUGCAGCCACUGGCUCUCAUGCCAACAUGAUAUCGUACCUGACCCAAGAGCUCAACAUGCCACUUGUGAAGGCAUCCAACAUUCUUACCAACGUUGUUGGCACUGCCAGUUUGACGCCACUCGUCGGUGCACUGAUUGCGGACUCUUUUGCCGGCCGAUUUUGGACCAUCAUUGUCGGUUCCAUAAUUUAUGAACUGGGGUUAGUGAGCAUCGUCGUAUCAGCAGUCCUGCCACAGCUCCGCCCGCCACCAUGCCCCACUCAAGUAAACUGCAACGAAGCCUCAUCCCUGCAAUUAUGGCCCCUUUACAUUUCUCUGGUCCUCACAACUCUUGGGAUAGGCGGCAUUCGACCUUGUGUCAUUACAUUUACCGCCGACCAGUUUGACAUGUCCAAAUCAAAAGUAGAGGCUCGGAGUUGGAAUUUGUUCAAUUGGUACUUUUUUAGCAUGGCAAUGGCCACUCUGUCUGCUCUAACUGUUGUUGUUUAUAUCCAAGACAAUGUGGGUUGGGUUUGGGGAUAUGGAAUUCCAACUGUUGCCAUGGUGAUAUCAAUUAUAGCUUUUCUCAUAGGCUCUCCUCUUUAUAAAAAACUAAAACCCGGGGGAAGCCCACUAAUUAGAGUGGUUCAGGUAAUUGUUGCUGCUGUGAGGAAGAGAAAAAUAGUUGCUCCAGAAGACUCUGAUCUCCUCUACGGGAAUGGAGAGCUAGAUGCAUCUAUUUCAUCCAAUGGAAGGCUUCUACACACUGAUCAGUUCAAGUGGCUUGAUCGUGCUGCAAUAGUAACUGAUGAGGAUAAAAUGGAUUCAAGCAGACCAAAUUUAUGGAGGCUAGCUACUGUUCAUCGUGUUGAGGAAUUAAAGUCCAUUAUAAGGGUAUUGCCCAUCUCAGCAGCUUCAAUAUUACUACAUACAGCAUAUUCACAUCAGCACAGCUUUCUCAUCCAACAAGCUCGCACCAUGGAUCGUCACAUGUCUCACUCCUUUGAAAUACCCCCAGCUAGUAUGUCCAUUUUUGAUGUCAUUACCGUCUUAUUUGGUCUUGUUCUAUAUGAACGCCUUUUUGUCCCUUUUGCUCGUCAGUUCACCAGAAAUCCUGUGGGCAUCACUUGCCUGCAGAGAAUGGGCAUAGGCUUUGUAGCGAACAUUUUAGCUACUAUUGUUGGAGCACUUGUUGAGAUCAAGCGAAAAGAAGUGGCAGGAAAUCACAACUUAUUGGACAAACCAACUGCGACUAUACCCAUAAGUGUCUUCUGGUUGGUUCCUCAAUUUUGCUUCCAUGGACUAGCUGAAGUUUUUAUGUCUGUGGGGCUUAUGGAAUUCCUUUAUGAUCAGUCGCCCGAGAGUAUGAGAAGCACAGCUGCUGCACUCUACUGGCUGGCAAUAUCGAUGGGAAAUUAUACAGGCACAUUUCUGGUAUCAUUAGUUCACAAAUACUCGGGUAAAGAAGGAAACUGGAUACCUGAUAGGAAUCUCAAUAUGGGAAGAUUGGAAAAUUACUACUGGCUUGUCAGCAUAUUGCAAGUUGUAAAUCUCAUGUAUUAUGUGAUAUGUACCUGGUUGUAUACUCAUAAACACAUAGAAGAGGUAAGCAAAAGCAGCAUGGAAGGAGAUGUGGAGUUAGCUACAGAAAAAGUUCAAUCAAAGCCAUCGAAUGAUGCUAAUGGAAACGGCGAAACAGAACAUCUAAGAAGUGAGACAAAUUAG